AUGCGAGCUAUCUAUCGCUCACUUUCACGACAACCUGUCAUCAGCACCAUCACAAAUUCCCGCUUCCAGCAACCAUCUUUCAUCCCAUCCAGGGUGCCAACCUCUUUCUCGCUGCCGGCAUACAUCUCAUCUCACCCCCGACGACCCAUCCACAUAACCCCCAACAUGUCCUCCUCUGUCUCUUACCAAAAAGCCUUCUCCCGGCUCUCCGCCCUCCAAUCCAACCUCGCCAUCACCUCCCUCUUCACAGUCCCCUUGCCAGACGGCACAGACCGCAACGCGGCCGCCAUCCCCGAAAUGCUCUUCUGGCUCUCCCGCGCGGGGCUCUCCCCCGAGAGCAUCGCCUCCUCAGGCCUGAAAUGCGUGCACGUCGCCGGGACAAAAGGCAAGGGCAGCGUCAGCGCUUUUGUGGGGAGCAUCCUCGCCCAAUACUCAAACCCCCCCACUCAAAAGGUGGGAGUGUACACCUCUCCCCAUCUUGUUGACCAAAGGGAGCGGAUCUCCCUUUUAUCGCCACAGGAAAAAGAAGGGAUGAUUGAUGAGGAGAAGUUUGGCAAGUACGUCAAUCUGGUGUGGGAUACCAUGACUGCGGAGGCGAGGAAGCAGCUUGGUGCCGAGGCAAAAGAAGAGGAGUUGGAGGGGCCGGGGACGAAGCCGUUUUAUUUUCGGUUUCUGACCAUUGUUGCCUUGAGGGCGUUUCUGGACGAGGGGGUGAGGGAUGCGGUGGUGGAGUGCGGGAUUGGGGGGGAGUAUGAUUCUACUAAUGUGCUCACGGAGGAGAGUGUCAGUGCUGCGGUGGUGACGCAGUUGGGGAUUGAUCAUGUUGGUAUGCUUGGGGAUACUGUCGAAAAGAUUGCGUGGCAUAAGGCGGGGAUUUUCAAACGGGGGGUGAAGGCUUUUACGAUUAGGCAUCCACGGGAGACGGUGGGGGAGGUUUUGAGGGAGAGGGCGAGGGAGAAGGGGGCGGAAUUAGUGGAGAUUGGUGAGGAAGAGGUGAAGGGGUGGAAGGGGGUGGAAGGGGGGAUGUUGCAGGGACCGUUUCAGAAGGGGAAUAUGGCUUUGGCUGUGUAUGCUGCUCGGGAGCAUCUUGUUAAAACAGGCCACAAGUUUGAAGGGAGGUUUGGGGUUGAUGAGGAGUGGGGGCUGGAUGAUAUACCGGAUAAGUUUGUGAAGGGUCUUAGAGAGGCGAGUUUGAGAGGGAGAUGUGAGGUUGUAAGGGAUGGGAAGGAUGGGACCGAGUGGCUUGUGGAUGGAGCGCAUACAGAGGAUAGUUUGGCGGGUGUGGGAGAGUGGUUUGCUUCAAGGGCAGGAGAUGGGCUGAGGGUUCUGGUGUUUAACCAGCAGGAACGGGACCCAAAGAUACUGCUUACUGCGUUGCUCAAGGGCGCAGAGAAGGAAGCUAGUGGGUUAAAGGAGGUGUUUACACAUGCUUUUUUCACGAGAAACGAAGAGCUACCGCCAAAGGAAGGCGAGAAGAGAGACCUGAGUGUGCAGACGAAAGCACUCGAGAUCAUGAAGGAGUACAACGGUGAGGUGGAAAGUAGAGUGUCCGACAAUGUUCAGUUGACUAUUGAAGGGGUUAAAUAUUUGACAGCAAAGGCAAGAGCGGAAGGAAAGGAGUGCCGGGUGCUGGCGACGGGAAGUUUCCAUCUUGUUGGGACUGUCUUGAAGAGAAUCAGUGCAUAG
Molecule: messenger RNA, 1686 nt
Organism: Podospora anserina S mat+
Lineage: Eukaryota; Fungi; Ascomycota; Sordariomycetes; Sordariales; Podosporaceae
Exons: 1
Coding region: 1-1686 (561 amino acids)
Biological process (GO): tetrahydrofolylpolyglutamate biosynthetic process
Cellular component (GO): cytosol; mitochondrion; cytoplasm
Molecular function (GO): tetrahydrofolylpolyglutamate synthase activity; ATP binding
Source: RefSeq, a predicted model, not a curated record